UCCCAGCCCUGUUUCGCUUUGAUUCCUCAACGCCUGUCCUGUCCUCACAACUCCUGCCUCUUCUCCACACAACUGCGGUGUUUUGGAGCAACAGUAUUUUAACUCUGGGGGGGUGGGGGUGCGGUUUGUUAACUGCCAUGAGGAAUACAGACCCAUUUUUUGUCUUGGCUGUGCUUUCCUUUUCUAUUAACGGAAGUGAGUCGGCUGAUGCUGAAGAGAAGUUAAUGAACCAUCUCCUCAACGUUUCACGCUACAACAACUUAAUUCGCCCAGCCUUCAAUUCUUCACAGUUAGUUGUGAUACAAUUGGAGGUUAUCCUGGCCCAGCUUAUCAAUGUGAAUGAACGGGAACAGAUCAUGACCACCAAUGUUUGGCUCAACCAGGAAUGGAUCGAUUACCGCUUAGCUUGGGAACCGUCAGAAUAUGAAGGCAUCCACAAACUCAGGAUACCGGCGAAGAAAGUGUGGCUCCCGGACAUUGUGCUGUACAAUAAUGCGGAUGGUACCUACGAAGUCUCCGUCUACACAAAUGUGAUUGUUCAGCACAACGGAAGCACUUUGUGGAUGCCGCCAGCCAUUUACAAAAGUGCCUGCAAGAUUGAAGUGAAGCAUUUCCCCUUCGACCAACAAAACUGCACCCUCAAAUUCCGCUCGUGGACUUACGACCACUCUGAAAUUGAUAUGAUUUUGAAAACUGGCUCGGCCAGUAUGGAUGACUUCACCCCCAGCGGGGAGUGGGACAUCGUGGCCCUCCCGGGACGAAGAACGGAAAACCCUUUAGAUCCAAACUACGUGGAUGUGACCUAUGACUUCAUCAUCAAAAGGAAGCCUCUCUUUUAUACCAUCAACCUCAUCAUACCUUGUGUGUUGAUCACAUCCUUGGCCAUCUUGGUGUUCUAUCUGCCAUCCGAUUGUGGAGAGAAGAUAACUCUGUGCAUCUCAGUCCUGCUCGCUUUGACCGUUUUCCUGCUCCUGAUUUCCAAAAUUGUUCCUCCAACUUCCCUUGACGUUCCACUGAUUGGGAAGUAUCUGAUGUUUACCAUGGUGUUGGUGACGUUCUCGAUUGUGACCAGCGUCUGCGUGCUGAAUGUCCACCACAGGUCUCCCAGCACCCACGCGAUGCCUCCGUGGGUCAAGGUGGUCUUCCUUCAGAGACUGCCAAGCUUCCUCUUCAUGAGGAGACCACACAACCAGUCAGCAAGUCAACGGUUGAGCAACCGCAAGAAGAACAAAGCGGAGUCUUUUCCUUCCGAUUUCUCCAGCACAUACAAAGAUUGCACUUACUUUGUGAACACAGCAGCAGGCCAAAGGUACAACGUGAAGCUGACGGACAACCCUGAUCACAGCAGCAGCCAUCAAAACCUGAGGUUACGAUCAUCAGUGAAGUUUUCUCCCGAGGUCCAAGAAGCAAUUGAGGGAGUCAGCUUCAUAGCAGACCACAUGAGGAGCGAGGAUAACAAUGAGAGUGUCAUUGAAGACUGGAAAUAUGUGGCCAUGGUGGUGGACAGGCUGUUCCUCUGGAUAUUUGUCUUUGUGUGUGUGCUGGGAACCACUGGAUUAUUCCUGCAGCCCCUUUUUCAAAACCACCUGCCUGCCAUGAGCCCAUAAGUUGAGCUAAAUCUAACUCCAAAGACUGCGUAUUCACAGGAUGGGAAGUUCUGAGUUCCACAGUUUCAAUUUCAAGAUUUAUACAGACCUUGGUUUGUUUCUUUUUACUGCCCCUUCCCAGUUAUACAUGAAUAAUCCAUGUAACACCGUUACUGAGAAGACUAUCUACACAGAGCAGGUUGAAAGAGGUAGGCAACCUGUAACAUGUAAUCACAUGGCAUUACAUGUCCAAGGAUUGUGUAUUAAAAGAGUAUUUUACUUAAGUAUUUUGUGUGGGAAAGAUUUUGUUAUGUCA
Molecule: messenger RNA, 1902 nt
Organism: Crotalus tigris (Tiger rattlesnake)
Lineage: Eukaryota; Metazoa; Chordata; Lepidosauria; Squamata; Viperidae
Gene: CHRNB4
Product: cholinergic receptor nicotinic beta 4 subunit
Exons: 6
Coding region: 138-1607 (489 amino acids)
Biological process (GO): chemical synaptic transmission; monoatomic ion transmembrane transport; signal transduction
Cellular component (GO): postsynaptic membrane; neuron projection; synapse
Molecular function (GO): transmembrane signaling receptor activity; acetylcholine-gated monoatomic cation-selective channel activity
Source: RefSeq, a predicted model, not a curated record